Molecule: messenger RNA, 372 nt
Organism: Phycomyces blakesleeanus NRRL 1555(-)
Lineage: Eukaryota; Fungi; Mucoromycota; Mucoromycetes; Mucorales; Phycomycetaceae
Exons: 3
Coding region: 1-372 (123 amino acids)
Source: RefSeq, a predicted model, not a curated record
AUGAUAGUUUUUGAGGUCCUGUUGAUGACUUAUCUACUCGGAUUUCAAUGUGAUUCCGUGAAUCCAUGGGUUUUCAAGCUAUCUUUCUUUUGCUUUAGUGAGUUGUUUACUGAUAUCAAUCAUAAAUUACCUUGUUUCUUUCCCCUCAUGACAGCACCAACAUGCGUAUCUGGUCCAAUUGUCUUCAACAUAUACCCACCACCUGAGCCACCAAAAGAAAAGCCAAAGCCUCCUCCUCCUCCACCACCGCCAAAAGUGAUCGAAGUGAUCGAAACAAAAUCUCUUGUUCAAGGUGCACCGACCUGGAAUAGCCCACGAAAAAUUACGAAUACAGGCACACCAGUGAAUACCGAUCGGUGCAUCAUUUUAUAG